AUGGCGAACGACUCGUGCCCAAACUGCUGCGCCGUCCUCUCCCUAAUGGGCAUUGUUCUUCUUCUUCUGUUUGGCGGCAUGUUCCGUGCGCGUGCGGUUUCAUUUCAUAUUACGAGCGUAGAAAAUGGCUGGGAUAUCGACGAGAAGGCUCGUGCGUGUUUUAACGGGGCCAUCUUUUACGGAAUCACCCUUUUCAUUUCAGUUGUGGCACGCAUUUAUACCCGGCGUAGCCAGGCUGCAAAGCAGGCGCUUUUAGAGGCAGAGCGACUACGUGAGAGUAUCGAGCUGCGUGUUAAAUAA
Trypanosoma cruzi is the source of this 300-nucleotide messenger RNA. RefSeq lists its product as uncharacterized. Lineage: Eukaryota; Euglenozoa; Kinetoplastea; Trypanosomatida; Trypanosomatidae. The coding region runs from base 1 to 300 and encodes 99 amino acids. The transcript has a single exon. The record is from RefSeq and is a predicted model, not a curated record.